This is a messenger RNA of Penicillium salamii, 1674 nucleotides long. NCBI's taxonomy places the organism in Eukaryota, Fungi, Ascomycota, Eurotiomycetes, Eurotiales, Aspergillaceae. The record is from the annotation of a GenBank genome assembly.
AUGCAGACCAAACGUUUCCUGGGCCUGAAUGGCACCAAGCUACAGGUCGCCAUCGGGUUCCUGGCCGGCAUGGAUUUUCUUCUGUUUGGUUAUGAUCAAGGUGUCACUGGUGGCCUGUUGACACUCGAGUCUUUCGUCAAAUACUUCCCCGAGAUUAACACACUGGAAUCAUAUACAGAGGGCUGGAGCUCAGCGGCGAGAAGCAACCAGUCAACUCGACAAGGCAUCACAGUCGCAGCGUACAACUUGGGUUGUUUUGCAGGUUCGAUUCCCACAAUUUGGAUCGGAAAUAUUCUUGGUCGUCGCAAGGCCAUCUUUAUCGGCUCUUUCAUCAUGUGCAUCGGUGCCAUUCUGCAGUGCACAUCAUAUGGCCUUGCGCAGUUUAUUGUGGGAAGAUUGGUCACUGGCUUUGGCAACGGAAUCAACACCUCCACAGUCCCCACAUGGCAAUCCGAAUGCUGCAAGUCUCACCGACGAGGUCAAAUGGUCAUGAUCGAGGGAGCCAUGAUCACCUGCGGUAUCACAAUAAGUUACUGGAUUGAUUUCGGCUUAAUGUUCGCCGACCCAAACGAAGUCGCAUGGAGAUUCCCACUCGCUUUCCAGAUAUUUUUCGCUGCAAUCAUCCUUGGCUUCGUCAUGUUCUUGCCCGAGUCUCCUCGCUGGCUCAUUUUGAAGGGUCGCGAGGAGGAAGCAAAAGAAGUUCUCGCAUGCCUGAUGGGUGACGAGACGGACGAGCUUUUCAUCGAAACCGAGUUCACCGCUAUCAAAGCUACUGUGCUGGAGAUGGCAACGGGGUCUUUCAGGGACAUGUUUACCAUGGGCGAGGACCGACACUUCCACCGCACCAUGCUGGCGUAUGUCAAUCAGAUGUUCCAGCAGAUUUCCGGUAUCAACUUGAUCACUUAUUAUAUCCCAACUCUCUUGGAGAGUCAAGUUGGGUUGGAUGCGACAACUUCACGUCUCAUCGCCGCUUGCAAUGGCACUGAGUAUUUCAUCGCGUCCUGGAUUGCUGUUUUCACCGUUGAGAAGUUUGGUCGCCGAUCACUGAUGCUAUUUGGCGCUGUCGGCAUGUCAAUUUCGAUGGUGGUUCUUGCAAUUUCGGACAGUAUUUCUGCGAGCCACAAAGGAACUUCCACGGGAGUCAAAGCUGGUAUUGCCCAGACUGUUUUCUUGUUUGUGUUCAACACUUUCUUCGCGAUUGGAUGGCUCGGAAUGACCUGGUUAUACCCUGCCGAGAUUGUUCCGUUAAAAAUCCGUGCUCCAGCCAAUGCCUUGUCCACUUCCUCCAACUGGAUUUGGAACUUCAUGGUCGUGAUGAUCACCCCGGUUGCUUUUGAGAGUAUUGGGUACAAGACAUAUGUCAUCUUUGCUGUAAUCAACGCCGCAAUCGUGCCUGUGGUCUACUUCUUCUUCCCGGAAACAACCAUGCGCUCACUCGAGGAAAUGGAUCGCAUAUUCCGCAAGACCACAAGCGUGUUCAACGUGGUUUCACUGGCGCGAUCAGAGCCCCAUAUGUAUGGACCGAAUGGUGAACUGCUCCGCACUUUGGACGACGUCGAAGAUGAUGCUGUCCGCCGAGCCAGCGUUUUGAACAAAGAAAAUAAGGCCCAGCAGCAAGCUCAUACCCAACAUGCAGAGAAAUACAGUGAUGGCAAUACCAGCGAAGAGAGGUAG